AUGGAAUUUCUGAAACAGUUUUUUAAUUUUGACCCACCGAAGGACAGUAAAGUAACGGGCCAUUGUAAGCGCUGUAGUCGCAAGUAUACCGAUAAAGUUGGUUCAACUGGAAAUUUUCAUAAACAUCUGGAUCGACGGCAUAAGGAAGAAUAUAUGCACAGCCGUGGUCGCAAUGCUAUUGGCUCAGAUAAUGGGGGACAGGAGAAUAUUGAGUAUCAAAGUACUGAUUAUGAUGCAAAAAUCAAUGAAUCAAUAGCCACAAAUUUAAUAGUGAAAUGUAACUUGCCUCCUUCCAUGAUUGAACACGGUGGUUUUCGAAGAUUCAUGAAUGUGGUCGCGCAUAAAUGGAAACCAUGUUCAGCACGUUUCAUGAAAGUUCAGAUAAUUCCAUCUUUGUAUGCUUCCGUCAAAGGGAAGGUUGAUGCAAUGCUCAAUGAAAUCGAUCACCUUUCAGUGACCAUCGAUAUUUGGAGUGACCGAAGAGCAAAAGCGUUCUUAGGAAUUACUGGGCAUUUUAUCGAUGUUGAUUUCAAUUCACAUGCCGUUUUAUUGAAAUUUGUGCGACUGAAAGGAUCACAUACAGCUGAGAACAUUCGAAAUAUCACAAAAGAUAUUCUAGAGGAACUGGGAAUCAGUGGAAAAAUCUAUCGAAUAAUCACGGACAACGCACCAAAUAUGGUUAAGGCAUAUAAAUUCGGACUGACAGUUAAUGACGAGAACGAUCUAGAAGAUCUCUCUCAGGCCAGUGAUGCUUCCGAAAACGUUUCAGAACGCGAUAGUAUCGAUGAAUCUGAUUCUGAAACGGAAUGGACACUCCUUGAUCCUAUUGAUGACAAAGUUGACAGAUCAAAUGGAGCUGACGAGACAAACGUGCGACUCUCUUGCUUCGCACACAGUCUACAGUUAGGAAUUCGAGAUGGGUUGAACAAGAUACCAUAUCUCUCUAAAACUUUGUCGAAAUGCAAACAGCUUUCAAAAAAGUCUCAUAAGUCAUCGAAAGUUACUGAUCUCUUGGAGGAUGUCGAUAAACGGAUAAGUCGAUCGAAUAAAACACGAUGGUGUUCUGAAUAUUUUCUUAUUCAGUCAAUUCUUCGAUUGGGAAAAAAAACUGUUGAAGAUAUUACUAAUACUAUCGAUGAUGACACGCUCAGCUUUAACAAUACAGAUUUCACCAUACUCGAGGAGGCUGUUGAUGUGCUUGAGCCGUUUGCCGAUAUAAGAACUGCUUGUCAAUCUGAAACUACAACUACGGUCAGUAUGGUUGUACCCGCAGUUGUGCAUAUAAUACAUCAUUUGAAACAAAUGAAAGGCAAAGUGUCAUUAUUGAAAACGUUGAUAACUCAGUUGGAACAGUCAAUGAAUACUCGCUUCGCUGGAAUUGUGAAGCGACUAUCUCUCCAACAAGUCCUUGAUAGCGAUCCGUUCAAUGAUCCGUUAUAUUUUGUUGCAACCUUAUUAGACCCAAAAUUUAAGUUUCAUUGGAUGUACUUGAUGGAUUAUACUGCAUCAAUGGAAUCUAAACUAAAGCAUGCAAUGAUAAAUUUAGUACUAGAUGAAUGUGAAAGUGAACGGAAUCGUGCUCAACAGAUGGACCAGUCAUCAUCACAGCAUACUUUCUUGAGUGGCGAUGAGAACUCAGGACAGUCCGCUGUAAACGUUAAAAAACGAAAGUUGUUUGAAUAUGAUGAUAAUGAAGGAUCCGUUUCAUCACAUACAGAAGCCAGUCCAGCAGAUAAAUUGACAAAAUAUAUCAGCGAAACCUCUCGCAAUAAGUCCCUUUUAUCAUGGAAAACUAGUGUCCCAUCUUUACUAUCGAACAUUGUCAAGAGGGUUUUUUCCGUCCAAGCAUCAUCUGCUCCCAUCGAGCGUGCCUUUAGUCAGUCCGGAAUCGUCAUGUCACCUAGAAGAACAUCGAUGGGAGAUGAACUCUUUCAGUCUUUAGUAUUUCUACGAGUUAACCAGAACCUGCUGUAG
Adineta ricciae is the source of this 1974-nucleotide messenger RNA. The record is from the annotation of a GenBank genome assembly. Lineage: Eukaryota; Metazoa; Rotifera; Eurotatoria; Adinetida; Adinetidae.